GAGAGAGAGAGAGAGAGAGAGAGAGAGUAGACACACUGGAGAACUGACUGUCGAUCACUAGUUUGUUUGCCUGACCUACUGGACUGGGUACAUGACAAAGAGAAAAAGUCUACAGGCUUUUGGGGAUCAGAUUCGAGAAGUCAAGAACAGAGACAACUCAAUACAAGACUUGAGACAGACAAAGGACUGGAGACAGACCACAGAGGUGUCAAGAGAGAGACACAAUCUUCAGAGGACUUGAGACAAACCUCUGGAGGAUUUUGAGACUCGACGAAGACAACUCUGAUCGUUGAGGCUUCUUGAAUUGACUCCUUGGGAAUCUGCACCUGUGAGAAGGUCAGGGUGACAGCUGAUGCGUGACUUUGUACAGCACUGAAGGACAGCGGCAUCACCUCAAAGGUCACAGUCAUGACGGCCAACAACGCUCCCAAAGACAAAUAUAAGGCUGUAUGGCUGAUCUUCUUCACCCUUGGGCUAGGCACUCUGUUGCCAUGGAACUUCUUCAUGACGGCUACCAUGUACUUCACCAGCCGGCUCAAGGACCCCGCCACGAUGGACGCCGACCGCUCCAACGCCACCGACGCCCCGACCACGCUGGCCCCGGGGGAGGUGCUGGACACGCGCAGCGUCCUGGAGGCAAAGUUCAACAACGUCAUGACGCUCUGCGCCAUGGUGCCACUGCUGGCCUUUACCUGCCUCAACUCCUUCCUGCUUUGGGUUCCUCAGAAGUUAAGGAUCAUGGGUAGUCUGUCAGUGAUCCUGCUGGUGUUCAUGGUGACAGCCAUUUUGGUGAAGGUCGAGAUUGCACCACUGCCUUUCUUUGUGGUGACUAUGAUCAAAAUCAUCAUCAUUAACUCUUUCGGGGCCAUCCUGCAGGGCAGUCUGUUUGGCAUGGCCGGCCUGCUGCCCACCUCCUACACCACACCCAUCAUGAGUGGCCAGGGUCUGGCAGGGACCUUCGCCGCCUUCUCCAUGAUCUGUGCCAUAGCCAGUGGCUCUGAGCUAAGUGACAGUGCAUUUGGGUACUUCAUCACUGCCUGUGCGGUUAUUGUCAUAGCCAUCAUGUCGUACGUCCUGCUGCCUAAGCUGGAGUUUUUCCAGCACUUCCAGAACAACAAGGGAGUGGACGAUGAGAAACAGAUGGAUCCGCUGACGAAAGGAUCUGCAGCAGAGAGUCGACCCAUGAGCUCACAAGACUCCCAGCAGAAGCCCUCAAUGCUGGGCAUCUUUAAGAAGAUCUGGGUGAUGGCCCUGUCUGUGUGCUUCGCCUUCACCAUCACCAUCGGCACUUUCCCCGCCGUCACCGUGGAUGUGAAGUCCACCAUCGCUAACGGAGGCGCCUGGGAGAAAUACUUCAUUCCUGUCUCCUGCUUUCUGCUCUUUAACCUGAUGGACUGGGCUGGCCGCAGUCUAACGGCCGUGAGCACGUGGCCCGGUCAGGACAGUAAGCUGUUGCCAGGUCUCCUGCUGUGUCGUGUGAUCUUUGUGCCUCUCUUCAUGCUGUGCAACGUGCAGCCGCGCUACAACCUGCCUGUCUACUUCCACCACGACGCCUGGUUCAUCGUCUUUAUGAUCCUCUUCGCCUUCUCUAACGGCUACCUGGCCAGCCUCUGCAUGUGCUUCGGGCCCAAGAAAGUAGCUCCGCACGAGGCUGAGACGGCCGGAGCCAUCAUGGCCUUCUUCCUGUCGUUGGGUCUGGCUUUGGGAGCGGCCAUGUCCUUCCUGACCAGAGGCCUGGUCUAACAACUCAAUGCACACAAACCACAAACGCGCAUGCGCGCCCACACACACACACACACAGAUGUACAUUUGCUCGUAUACAUGCACAGGUGCACAAACUCAACUCACACACUCACUCACGUACACAAACAGUGUAAUUAUCUCAAACACACACUCUGAUGUGGCUGAGUUGUGUACAGCAGAUUUCGUUCUCGCAAUGCAGACACACAAACACACACACACACACACACACACACACACACACACACACACACCAGACACAGACACACACUUGGAAGUGUAUUAUAGCAUGCUGUAUUCUCUAAUAACAUCAAUGUACAGUGGAACAAUUCCAGAGUAGGUUGUAUUGUGUCUUUCUUUUCCAGCAGACUGAGGAGGGAGAGCUCCACAGGUUCUAGGAUAUCCUCAGCACUACCUUCUAUCAGUAACCUGGGAGAACCCAGACGAACCUUUUUACCAAAUUUUAAUUGGCUCUGCAGGUCUGGCAAAGUUGCAUUCACUCCCAUUUCCAAUGUUCCUAAAACCCAGGCACCAAUCACAACCGUUGAGGCGGGCUUAACAUGAUGUCAUCGAACACUUUGUUGAGAUGUUUUUUUUUUGUUUUUUUUUCUGUUGCUCUGCGUAUGUCAUCUCCUUCAUUAAUCUGAUUGGCGUUUAGGUCUAUCCAAUUGCGUCCAGAGGCAUUUUGAUCGGCGUCCGUUUGGUGACGCCCCUUGGAAAUGGCAGGUGAAUGAACCUUGCCCAUGCAGACCCAAUCUCAAUUUCAGUUGAGAUAAGGUCUGGUGCUAACCAGGCUAUACUACCAGUAUUAAACUGCAGACAAGUCUGAAGCGUUCCAUUUGCGACGCGCAUGCUGCAGCACUUCGCCCCUACACUAUAAUCAAUGGAAGUAGCUAAACCAGACGUGAUAGCGGCACGUGUGUUCGAAAAAGAAAAUAGACCAAUCUUCUGGAAUAGUUUUUACGCGUCGUGAACGGAACGCUUCAGUUACGCAUCCCGCGUAGCCUUCCUGUUAUACUGCCAAAGUCUCCCUUGCAACAUAUUUCAUACGAGCAGUCUAUGCAUAUUGCCAUGUAAGCUAUUAAUAGCAACACUUAAUCCUUAGUUGCCAGAUCAUGUAUAUGUAUAUGUAUAUUGUAUAUGCGUUACUCAAAAGGACAACAUUUAAUUGUAAUUUGGUCUUGUUUUAACUCAUCUCAUCAUGCUGUUUUAGCCUUAAAUAUAUUUAGUUUCUUGUAAUAGAAAACACUGGGUAAGCCACAUAUUAAAUGCCAGUUUUAUUAGCUUUUCAUAUUGUACAAUAUAUGCUAAAUAUAUUACUUUUUGGAACUUUUUGUAUUUUGGAACUACAAGGUUUAAUCUGUGUUGCCUUGUAUUUUCAGGGUUUACCAAUUAUGGUCUAGAAAGUUAUUUUCUAGAAAGGAGUUUUCAUGAAUGACUUUGUCUACUGUUAUGCAUUUCGGGCAUAUACAGCACCCACCUCAUGAGUUGCAGCACUACACAGGACUAAGCAAGUUUGCAGAUAUUUCCACAUCUUUAUUUAGUUUAUAAUACAAUAUGAGAGACCCAGUCUUGUGUCUUUGACUGAAUGUCUUGUAUCAUACACAAUUCCUGCUGUCUCAAUAGUUGCUGCAGACUGAAUGUUGAAUGUGUGUUUGUUUUCUUGACAUUUGAACAGUCUUAUCAUUCUUGUAUGAAAAAAAUAUUUUUCCGUUUUAUUGUUUUACGCCGCUGAAAUAUAGGUAGUGAUUGCCUUUUGUAAGGUCCUUCAACAUUCUGUGAUGUCCAUCUGGCCACAGGUUGUGCAGGGGACUCGGCAACUACUAAGCAGCUUGUUUUUUUCCCCUGUAUAGCCGGCGGAUACCUUGCUUGGUGCAGAAAUCUUUGUCUAUGUGUCAUACAGACUACCUCAGUCUUAUGUGAGGCAUUCUGAUUAAUAAUUUUGCAUUUUAUGAUUAUAUUUUGAAAUCAAAUAUCUAUGGAUUGAUUUAGUUUUAUUAUGAUAAAACACAGUUGUACACUAUACCCCCCUAUCACCCCCAAUCCUUAUAUGUCAUGUCGACAACACAUUUGCAUAAACUGUGUUGUGAACCAUAUUGAAAAAAAAUAUGAUAAUAAUAAUAAAAAUAAACCUCAUGUAUUUUUCAAA
Molecule: messenger RNA, 3889 nt
Organism: Alosa sapidissima (American shad)
Lineage: Eukaryota; Metazoa; Chordata; Actinopteri; Clupeiformes; Clupeidae
Gene: slc29a1b
Product: solute carrier family 29 member 1b
Exons: 13
Coding region: 409-1743 (444 amino acids)
Biological process (GO): uridine transmembrane transport; nucleoside transmembrane transport
Cellular component (GO): plasma membrane
Molecular function (GO): nucleoside transmembrane transporter activity
Source: RefSeq, a predicted model, not a curated record